AUGCUCACCCCUACAACUGCUGCUAUCCAAUGGUUCUACAAACGAGGAGACAGGUGGGAGCCCUUCGGCGAGACAGAAAACGUUGCUUUGGAGGAAGCGUUUAUGAACAGAGAGUCCCUUGUUGAUCACUCAUCGUUCGUUGAAAUUUUAGAUUUUGGAAGAGGUGUCUAUCCAGCGUACGUUGACGAAAGAGUGCAAUACAACCAUGAAGCUGGUUCAAAGAGGGACAUCUUGCGUGGAAGCUGGUUUUUCCAACGAUCCGAUGGAUCUCUUUGUCCUUUCACUGAGAUUGAAGCAUACAAGCUUGAAGUCGGAUUUCCAGCAGGCAAGAUUUCGUUUUCCGCGAAUCGAAGGAGACUUUGCACAGGUACCUGCGUACGAUUCAUCCCAUUGAGCUCCGAUAACUUUGUUGAUGCUAUCCAGGUCAACUUGCAGAGCAAAUCAGUGCGUUGGGUUACCCCAGCAUAUGAGCCUGGCCACCUUCCCCGGCGCGAAGUGAAGCCAUUGAUCGAUGCCUGUUGGGCAAGCACCGAGCUGAGCUGCUUCCUGAUCAACGACGAAGAGAAAGUUGAAGAAAACAACACCUCGAACAACUCAUCUGGGUUUCCGACCCCGAGAGAGGAGGCUGAUCAGAUGCAAAAAGUUCGAUGGUGGUGGCGGGACAUUGGGAUGGGAACAUGGCAAGCGUUCAGCUUUGAGGACAGCAGGGAGAUUGAAAAAGCCUGGAAAAGUGGCAAUCCCACUGAGGUCGUCGCUCGUGAUGGAAUGUCUUGGAUAAACAUAAAGAAAUGCAAAGAUCAAAAUGGCAACACUGCUCUGCGUGCAAGGGAUGCCCUUGAUCUGGAAUACGUGAUCAUUCCAUGGACUUGUUUCCCGACGUCAAAGAAGAAACCGAGCAGUCUGAGAGUGUUUGGCUUUACAACUGGAUACAAAGUCAGAUCAAUCUUGACCGUACAAGAAUCUGAGAAUUUGAAAUUUGCCACCAACUCGAUUUUAGCUCAUAUCUAUAUCACGAGUAAGGGCAGAACUCGUUUUUUGGCUGGAGCAUGUCGGGUUCACAUGAUGUAUCAACAACAUCGAAGAGUAAUGCGCAAAUAUCAAUUUUCAAGCAAUUCUCUGUUGGACAAGGAGCAGGCUGCUUGCAUCUCUACUUUGGACGGAGCGCUUGCAAUCCUAUACUCGUUUGUCAAGGACAAAGCGAAUGGGUCUGACAGUCAAGUGGGCGAAUGGUGCGGUCUGGCGAAUAUUAGCAGAGCGGUGUAUGAUUCAUCCAUCAAUUGGAGGGUUGAAGCGAGCAAAUUUGGUUAUUUCCCACGUGCGGUAGAUCUAGGAAAGGAGAGAUUUGCUACGAUUUCAAAAAGUGGAGGCUUUGUGCAGGUUAGAAAAGAUUCUGGAACAAGGAGGUUGAUCGUACAGGGAUAUUAUGAAGGAAACGAUACGAUGAAUGAUCUGCCUGAUGCGCUGCUGGAAGAGCAUGACACUGAGAGCCUGUGGAAAUUGUGGCAUGAAGGGAACGACGAUCAAAAGACAAGAAUGAUGGAACCGCUUCUGCUGAGAUUAUGCUUUCCCAAAGUUAAGGUUGCUCUCAAGAAGAAGAUUCUCACUGAAAAGGAUUUUGUCGUCAACUACUGCAAGAUUGGGAAUUCCCCUCAAACCGUCUUGUUCUUGCACGGGUUUGGCACAGGGUUGGGGGUAUGGCUCAACUCGAUGGCAGAGCUUUGCAACUCAGCCACUGUUUUUGCGAUCGACCUGCCAGGCCAUGGACUCUCUUCACGGCCGGAUUUCAGAGAGGAUGGGGAUGCGAAGGCUGCCGAGAAUUAUUUCUUGGAGCCUGUGGAGAUGUGGAUCAAGGAGAUGUGUGGAGACGGGGAGCCGCUGGAAACGUUUGCAAUAGUCGGUCAUGGCCUCGGAGCCUACCUUGCCGCUCGACUGGCGUGUAAGCAGCCGGACCGUGUGAAGAAAGUCGUUCUGGUCGAGCCAUGGGGGAUGGGAGCGCCGAAGGCGAGCGAGGCGGACGUGCGGCUCCCGCAAAAGAGCAUGCCGAGCCUUUUCCCGUCGUAUUUUGUGAAUAAUGAGUCGACAUCCGGUGCUGCGAUGAACCCGCAGUACAUCCGGGUGAUGAGGUCGAUCACGCUGGACAAGCUGAAGGAGCUGUCGAGGAGCUACUUGCAGAUCUGUGCGGUGGGGAGGUGCUCCACCUCCUUCUCUGCGGAGGACGUCAUGAAGCAGUCGCCCUUCUUGGCAUGCAAAGCUCUUUCCCUGGGAGGACGGUUGAUGUUCCCUACUCGCCCUCUUGCACCCCAGAUCAUGGGCGACAAAGGUUAUGGACCAGGAAUUCGAGUGCCGGUGACGAUUCUUUUUGGAGACAACACGAUUCUCGAUGCCAGUGCGAGUCUCGAAUGCUGA
This is a messenger RNA of Guillardia theta CCMP2712, 2406 nucleotides long. RefSeq lists its product as hypothetical. The transcript is spliced from 27 exons. The coding region runs from base 1 to 2406 and encodes 801 amino acids. NCBI's taxonomy places the organism in Eukaryota, Cryptophyceae, Pyrenomonadales, Geminigeraceae. The record is from RefSeq and is a predicted model, not a curated record.